AUGGCUUCCAAAAUCCUUACUCUUCUCACCGCACUCUCCUCCACCGCCCUCAUCCCGGGCGUCGCAGCCAUGCGCUUCGUGACCCGGGAGGAAUGGGGCGCCGCGGCACCCGACGGCGAGUACACCGCAAUGACAAACGCCAAGGGCGUCAAAGUGCACUAUCUGGGACCCAGCUUUUCCGGCCGGGAACAUUCCGAAUGCGGCGCAUACAUGAAGUCGAUCCAGGAGAUGCACAUGAGCGACCCGACGCAGGGCUGGAUGGACAUCGCGUACAACCUGGCCGUGUGCGAGCACGGAUACGUGUUCGACGGACGCGGCAAGGGCCACCGCAGCGGAGCCAACGGCGACCAGACGCUCAACGCGGAGCACUACGCGGUGUUGACGUUCCUCGCGAAGGAGGGCGUGACGGAGCCGACGGACGAGCAGGUUACGGCCCUCCAGGACGCGAUUGCGUAUCUGCGGCGCGCGGGAGCGGGCGACGAAAUCAAGGGCCACAAGGACGGAUACAACACUGAGUGUCCUGGCGGGCCGCUCUACAAGUUGGUCCAGGAUGGAAGCUUGGAUCCCGGCAAGCUGUAUGACGGUGGUGAACAUACUGUGGCUGAGGGCGAGACCCUGGAUGACCUUGAGGCAGAAUACAACGUCCCCAAGGAGUAUAUUGUCCAAGUGAACGAUUUGAAGGCCCCAUAUAACCUGACUGUUGGUGAUAUCCUGGAGAUCCCUGCGCGCGGUGUUCCUAUUGAGGGGUCAUCUGGCGGCGGUGGCAGCGGAAGCGGCAGCGGCGGCGGUGGUGAUGGUGGAAACUAUGUGGAUUUUCCAGGCGCAGAAUGGUUCCACUCUAAACCUAACAGUCCGGUAAUCAAGGCCAUGGGGGAGAGAUUGGUGGAGGAGGACUGUGAUAAGUAUAGCAGCGGCCCUUCCACUCAAUGGACCGAUGAAGACAAAGCAGCCUACCAGUGCUGGCAAGAGAAACUCGGGUUCACCGGCGCCGAUGCCGAUGGCUGGCCAGGCCAGACCACUUGGGAUAAGCUCAAGGUCCCAAGCAGUUAA
Messenger RNA from Aspergillus terreus NIH2624, 1050 nucleotides. RefSeq lists its product as uncharacterized. The coding region runs from base 1 to 1050 and encodes 349 amino acids. Gene Ontology annotation, biological process: peptidoglycan catabolic process. NCBI's taxonomy places the organism in Eukaryota, Fungi, Ascomycota, Eurotiomycetes, Eurotiales, Aspergillaceae. The transcript is spliced from 2 exons. The record is from RefSeq and is a predicted model, not a curated record. Gene Ontology annotation, molecular function: zinc ion binding; N-acetylmuramoyl-L-alanine amidase activity.